AAGAGUAAGGCAUGAUGGAUGCCUAUGAACCUCCAACACUGGAUGUUGUAGUCUUUGGAGGUUUGACGGUGGUAUUGGCCAUUGGGAUCUUCCUGUUCUCCUUCCUGGAGAAGGUCCUCCUUCCUUCUGAGGAAGCCUUGGCCAAGCAAGGCAAAUACAAUGAAACCGCCCAGCUGAAGAAAAAAGAGAAAAAGCAGAAAGAGGAAGCUGUAGAGAAAAAAGCAAAAGGAAAGGAAAAGGAAGAGAAACGAAACGGAAAGAUCGCAGAGCAGCACCAAAGUGCUCCAGCUGUCAGCUCCGUCACUAUCAAGAAACCAAAUGUUCUUCCAACCCAUGAGGAGCAGAAGCCUAAUGGACCUGUCAAGAAGGCAGGUGCAUCCGAGAAGAAACGCGAGCCAGCACCUGCGGACUCGGAUGGGCCCCUCUACCUGCCCUACAAGACGCUUGUGUCCACGGUCAGCAGCACGGUGUUCAGCGAGGGGGAGGCCCAGCGGCUCAUCGAGAUCCUGAGGGAGAAAGCGGGCAUCGUCCAGGACACCUGGCACACGGCCAAGCAGAAGGGUGGCCCGGUCGCUGUCCUGAAACGCCGGCUGGAGGAGAAGGAGAAGCAGCUCGCCACUGAGCAGGAGGCUGCAGCCGCUGCCAGAAACAAGAGGCGGGAGCUGAGCAAGGAGCUGGUGGCCGAGCGGGCUAAGGUGACGGCUCUGGAGGGCAAGCUGAAGGAGCAGCUGCUGGCCCGCGAGCAGGAGAUGGCAGCGGUGCAGGCACGCACGCAGGCCAUCAACCAGGACCAUGCCCAGAAAACGCAGCAGCUCCAGGACAAGAUCCGGACCCUGCAGGAGCAGCUGGAGAACAGACCCAACACGCAGCUGGCUCGCCUGCAGCAGGAGAACUCCAUGCUGAGGGAUGCCCUCUACCAGACCAGCAGCUGGAUGGAGAGCAAGCACAACCCUGAGCUGGCCAGGUUGCGGAAGGAGUACGCCAAGCUGAAGAACGAGCUGUCUGAGAAGUCAAAGGUGCUGCAGCGAAAGGAGCAGCAGAGGAAGAGCCUGGAGCUCAAAGCGUCAGCCUUGCAGAAGGAGGUGGAGCAGCUGCAGGGGGAAGAGGAAGGUUUGAAGAAAGGGACUUCAGCCUGACCAGUCUAUGAGCUAGACCUUACCGCUCCUAAAAAUAAAAACAUAUACUGACUUUACUGUAGAUAAAAGUUACAAGCCAGUAGGGACCUAAACCCUAGGUUUGAAACUAGGUUUAGUAACAUUUUUAUUAUUACAUAUUAUAUAAUAUAUUUAUUAUUGGAAAAUAAAAUUGCAGAAAACCCCAACCAGUAAACACUGCAGGCAUGUGUUUGUAAGAAAAUCUUCAUAGUGUUUUGUACAACCAACAGUUUGUUCCCCAGGGAGACGCUCCGGCCACGUCGGGGCAGGCAGAACCCACGCAUGUGUGAAAAGGGAAGACUGUGCUUGUACAUCAACUGCUGCAAUUAUUUUUUCCCUUUCUAUUAUUUCUAUUUUUUUCUUUUUAUUUUCCUUUUUUUUUGUUGGUUGGAGUGAAAGAAGUGUGAAAGUGAGAGCCACCACGGAAGGAAGCCUCUCUUUGAUGGGUGGCUCUUGGCACGUAUCCUUUUGUGUAUUUCUGGGUGUCGGUGCAAUUA
Messenger RNA from Falco peregrinus (peregrine falcon), 1651 nucleotides. Its product is annotated as ribosome-binding protein 1-like. The transcript is spliced from 7 exons. Lineage: Eukaryota; Metazoa; Chordata; Aves; Falconiformes; Falconidae. Gene Ontology annotation, cellular component: endoplasmic reticulum membrane. Gene Ontology annotation, biological process: protein transport. Bases 12 to 1136 code for a protein of 374 amino acids. The record is from RefSeq and is a predicted model, not a curated record.